Molecule: messenger RNA, 683 nt
Organism: Metopolophium dirhodum (rose-grain aphid)
Lineage: Eukaryota; Metazoa; Arthropoda; Insecta; Hemiptera; Aphididae
Exons: 4
Coding region: 151-495 (114 amino acids)
Source: RefSeq, a predicted model, not a curated record
UUUAAAUUGUUUUUGUAACGACCAAACAGCCGUUCUCAUGCCAGACAUCAGACGUCAUACUAUUUCAAACAGUUAUUCAAAAACGUUGAUCUAUUAUAUUUUUAAAGGUCGUAAUAAUUUGGCACAGAAUCGAAAUUUCUAAAGAAGACGAUGAAUUGUUUAAAAGCAGUUAUUUUAUUAUGGACUUGCAUCAUAGCUUUCCAUUCAUUAGUGACCGCUUUCGAGAUAGAAGGUAAGGACAUAAGUGGAGUAGUAGUAAACACUUGUGGAGGAUUGCUUAAAACUAUUGAAGUAGACUUUGUUUAUAUACGUAUUGAAAAAACCCAGCUACUCUUUGAUGUGAUCUACAAGACUCCAUUAGCUAAAACUGGACCACCAGUACAUCUAAGAAUAACUUAUGAUAAAACGCCGUGUAAUGAACAGCAUGAAAUUCAAAAACUCAAACUCCCCGUAAAGGUGCACAUUUGUGUGUGGUGGAGACGUGGAGUGGUGUGAUUGGGUACAACACGAUUGCGAACGUUUUACCUUUUUUAUAACACGAUUGCAAACGAAUGACGCUUAUCAGAGAAUUUGGUGUUUUACCUGAAAAACGGAACGAUUGCGAACGUUUUUAUAGACCACUUUGCCAAGCUUACAAAAUAUUUUUUUUUAAUAAAAACUAUUGAUAUUAAUUACACAAUGAA